AUGCGCGCCGACGGCAGCGCGCCGCCAAGAGCGCGCCCCGACCAUGGUCACUAGUGUCACAAGUGCAGUGGGCCGGCCAGCAUGAGGGCGUGGCUGGCCUUCGCGGCCGUGCUGCUGGCCUGCCGCCUCUCGGCCGCCUACUUGCUGAUCGCCACCGAGGACGACCCGCCCGGCCAUGUGCUGUUCAACGCGUCGCUGGGCGGCCGCGGCCAGCGCACCUACACCAUCAACAACCACCGCAGCGCGUCCUUCGUGCACCGCCUGCUGCGCGUGGACGCGGCCUCGGGCAGCAUCAGCCUGCGCAACUUCCUGGACUGCACGGCCGUGUACUACCCGAACCUCUUCACGCUGCACGUGGACUCGGUGGCCGUCGCCGACCCCGUGGACUACUACUCGCUGCCGCUGCGCGUCUUCGUGUCGGGCCGGCGCUGCGAGCGCGACCCGCUCGUCAGCAUCGACCUCGCCGACGAGGCCGAGGAGGCCGACGUGGCGCUCAACCGGGUGCACGUCAAGGUGUCCGAGGCCAAGCGCUGGGUGAGCGAGACACUGGCGUCCUACGCCAUCCCCAGCGCCGAGGCCGCCGACUGGACUCGCAUCUGCCUGCGCCAGAGCCAGCUCGUGUGUCGCAUCCGCAACCUGCUGCCCAGCACCGUGGUGCAAAAUUGCGACGUCCGCUACGUGGACGUCUCCGACCCGCGCUUCAAGAUGGAGUUCGAGGCGGGGGACCUGGUGGCGGCGGAGAGCGUCUGCCUGACGGAGCCGCUGUGGAAGGUGACGGUGCACUUGGAGCUCAUCUGCAACACCAGCCUGGGCGAGCACAGCUGGCCGCGGCCCCAGCUUGGCGGCAGCGGCCUCAUCUCGGCCACGGAGCACCGCCUCAAGAUCGUGUUCCACCACCAGAAGUUCAACGACUCGGACAUCGCGCACCGCGUGCGGCGCGAGCUGCGCAACAUGUCGCCGUACUUCGAGCAGGCGCUGUACCUGGCGUCCGUGAUGGAGGAGCGGCCCGAGGGCGCCAUCGUGGCGGCCGUCAAGGCGCGCGACCCGGAGAACUCGCCCAUCCAGUACUCCAUGACGUCGCUGCUGGACGCGCGCUCGCAGGGCAUGUUCGGCAUCGACGCCAAGACGGGCGUGGUGACGACGGCCACGCGCCUGGACCGCGAGCUGGUGGACGUGCACUACUUCCGCGUCACCGCCGUGGACGACUCGUUCCCGCCGCGCUCCGGCACCACCACGCUGCAGAUCAACGUCCUGGACGCCAACGACCACUCGCCCGUGUUCGAGAUGCCCGAGUACGAGGCGUCGAUCCGCGAGUCCGUGCCGGUGGGCUCCACCGUGGUGACGCUCAAGGCCGCCGACCAGGACAUCGACCGCAACGCCGAGGUGGAGUACUCCAUCCAGAGCGAGCAGCCCAGUGAGGCCGGCGCGCCCGAGACCUUCCGCAUCGAGCCCAAGUCCGGCACGGUGUCGACGCGCGCGCCGCUGGACCGCGAGAAGACGCAGCGCUACUCGCUCGUCGUGGUGGCCACCGACAUGGCCGUGCCCCUGGCCGACCGCCGCUCCAGCUCCGCCACCGUGCUCGUCACCGUGCUCGACGACAACGACAACUACCCCCAGUUCACGGAGCGCUCCUACUCCGUGACCGUGCCCGAGGACGUCGCCUGGAGCAGCAACCCCGUCAUCGCCCACGUCAAGGCCACCGACGCCGACGAGGGCCCGAACGCGGCCAUCCGCUACGCCAUCAUCGGCGGCAACACGCAGAGCCAGUUCGCCAUCGACACCAUGUCGGGGGAGGUGACGCUGGUCAAGCCGCUGGACUACGAGGUCAUCAAGAACUACCGCCUGGUGAUCCGCGCGCAGGACGGCGGCAGCCCCAGCCGCUCCAACACGACGCAGCUCCUGGUGAACGUCAAGGACGUCAACGACAACGUGCCGAGGUUCUACACCUCGCUGUUCCAAGAGUCGGUGCUGGAGAGCGUGCCCACCGGGUACAGCAUCGUGCGCGUGCAGGCGUACGACGCGGACGAGGGCGACAACGCCGCCAUCCACUACAGCAUCGGCCCCAGGGACUCGGGCGGCGGCUCCACGGAGGAGCUGCCCGUCGCCGUGGACGAGAACAGUGGCUGGAUCUACACGACGCGCGAGCUGGACCGCGAGGAGCAGAGCAAGUACCAGUUCGUGGUGCUGGCCGCUGACGGGGGCUCCCCUCCGCGCAGCGCCACGGCCAGCGUGGUGGUGACGGUCCAGGACGUCAACGACAACGACCCCGUGUUCAACCCGCGCGAGUACAACGCCGUGGUGGCGGAGGACGACCAGCCCGGCACGCCGGUGGCCAGUGUGACCGCUACGGACCGCGACGAGAACCCCCGGCUGCACUACGAGCUGACGGCGGGCAACCUGCGCGGCCGCUUCGCCAUCACGACGCAGAACGGGCGCGGCCUCAUCACCGUGGCGCAGCCCCUGGACUACAAGCAGGAGAAGCGCUUCGUGCUCGAGGUGACAGCCUCCGACUCGGGCGGCCGCCACGACACCGCCACCGUCUACGUCAACAUCUCGGACGCCAACAACUACGCCCCCAUCUUCGAGAACGCGCCCUACUCGGCGUCCGUGUUCGAGGACGCGCCCGUCGGCACCACGGUGCUCGUGGUGGGCGCCACGGACGGCGACGUCGGCCAGAACGCGCAGAUCACGUACUCGCUGGGCGGCGACAAGGAGAGCCCCGAGUUCACCAUCAACCCGCAGACCGGCGCCGUCAUCACCGCCAAGCCCCUGGACAGGGAGACCGUCUCCGGCUACCUGCUCACCGUCACGGCGCGCGACGGCGGCGCGCCCCCGCUGUCAGACACCACCGACGUGGAGAUCAUGGUGGCCGACGUGAACGACAACGCGCCGGCCUUCAAGCAGCCGGCGUACGCGGGCAGCGUGGCGGAGGACGCCCUGAUCGGCACCAGCGUGGCGCAGGUGACCGCCACGGACGACGACACCGGGCUCAACGGCAGGAUCCGGUACGCGCUCAACCCGAGCGGCGCGGGCACGGACGAGCCCUUCGUCAUGGACCCCACCUCGGGCGUGAUCCGCACCAACCGCAUGCUGGACCGCGAGAGCGUGGCAGUGUACCAGCUCGAGGCGCUGGCCAUCGACAGGGGCUCGCCCGCGCUCUCCAGCUCCGUCAUCGUCACCAUCAAGGUGGAGGACAUCAACGACAACCCGCCCGCCUUCGAGUCGGACAAGCUCAUCAUGUACGUGGCGGAGAACUCGCCCGUGGGCUCCACGGUGGGCGAGAUCUACGCCAAGGACCCGGACGAGGGCGUCAACGCGCAGGUGCAGUACUCCAUCAUCGGCGGCGACGACUCGGCCAGCUUCUCCCUCGUCACCAAGCCGGGCUCGGCCAAGGCGGCGCUCAUCACCAUGGUGGAGCUGGACUACGAGUCGCCCAGGAAGAAGUUCGAGCUGGUGGUGCGCGCCGCGUCGCCGCCCCUGCGCACGGACGUGCACGUCGACGUGAUGGUGACCGACGUCAACGACAACGCGCCGCGGCUCAAGGACUUCCAGGUCGUCUUCAACAACUUCAGGGACUGCUUCCCGUCGGGCGCCGUGGGCCGCAUCCCGGCCGUCGACGCCGACGUGUCGGACCAGCUGCGCUUCCGCAUCCUGAGCGGCAACAACGCCAACCUGGUGCACUUGAACGAGAGCACCGGCCACCUGACGCUGUCGCCGCUGCUCAACACCAACGUGCCCAAGCUGGCCUCCAUGGAGGUGUCCGUCUCGGACGGCGUCAACGAGGUCAAGGCCGUGAUGCAGCUGCAGGUGCGGCUCAUCACGGAGGAGAUGCUCUUCAACUCCAUCACGGUGCGGCUCGAGGACAUGACCGAGGAGGCCUUCCUGUCGCCGCUGCUGUCCUUCUUCGUGGAGGGCCUGGCCGCCAUCAUCCCCUGCCCCAAGGAGAACGUGUUCCUCUUCAGCGUGCAGGACGACACGGACGUCAACGCCAAGAUCCUCAACGUGAGCUUCAGCGCGCGUCGCCCCGACGUGGGCGGCGAGGAGUACUACACCCCACAGUUCCUGCAGGAGCGCGUCUACCUGAACCGCGCCAUCCUCGCGCGCCUCGCCACGGUCAAGGUGCUCCCCUUCGACGACAACCUGUGCGUGCGCGAGCCGUGCCUCAACUACGAGGAGUGCCUGACGGUGCUCAAGUUCGGCAACGCGUCCGGCUUCAUCGCCAGCGACACGGUGCUGUUCCGGCCCAUCUACCCCGUGACGACGUUCGCGUGCCGCUGCCCGACGGGCUUCACCGGCAGCCGCGAGCACUACCUGUGCGACCGCGAGGUCAACCUGUGCUACUCCAACCCGUGCCAGAACGAGGGCGCGUGCGUGCGCCGCGAGGGCGGCUACACGUGCGUGUGCCCGGCCGGCUUCACGGGCGUGCACUGCGAGACGGCGCUGGCGAGCGGCGGCGGCGGCGGCUGCUCCCCGGGGCUGUGCCGGCCGCCGUCAGUGUGCGCGCCCCUCAUCCGCGGCGGCUUCGUCUGCGAGAAGUGCACCCUGCCGACGGACUGGCGGACGGAGCAGUGCGAGCUGACGGCGCGCUCCUUCACGCGCUCGGCCUUCCUCACGUUCCCCGCGCUGCGGCAGCGCCACCGCCUGCACGUCAGGCUGCGCUUCGCCACGCUGCAGCCCGACGGCCUGCUGCUCUACAACGGACGGUACAACGAGCGCCACGACUUCAUCGCCCUGGAGGUGGUGGCCGGCGAGCUGCACUUCUCCUUCUCGCUGGGCGACGGCGUGACGCGCACCUCGGUGGCGGUGCCGGGGCCGGGCGGCGUGAGCGACGGCCGCUGGCACUCGGUCACCAUCACGUACCACAACAAGACGGCCACGCUCUCGGUGGACGACUGCGACACCAUGCUGGCCAUCAAGCACGGCAGGGACCUGGGCGGCGCGUGGGCGUGCGCCAACCGCACCGAGCAGGUCCUGGAGCCGCGCUGCGACCAGCCCACCGAGACGUGCCACCGCUUCCUGGACCUGACGGGCCCGCUGCAGGUCGGCGGGCUGCCCGCGCUGCCCACCACCGACUUCCAGGUGCGCUCCAAGGACUUCACGGGCUGCAUCGCGGACCUGCACGUGGACCACGCCUUCGUGGACCUCAACGGCUUCGUGGCGGACAACGGGACGGUGGCGGGCUGCCCGGAGAAGCGCGCGCACUGCGCGUCCAGCCCCUGCAAGAACGGCGGCCGCUGCAAGGAGGGCUGGGGCACCUUCGUGUGCGACUGCGACGAGAAGUGGGGCUCCAAGGACUGCAGCGAGCCCAUCAAGCCCGCCUGGCGGUUCCGCGGCGACGGCGUGCUGUCCUUCAACCCGCUGCUGCGGCCCAUCCAGCUGCCCUGGCUCAACUCGCUGUCGCUGCGCACGCUGCAGAAGGACGCCUUCCUCGUCAGCAUCCAGAUCGGGCAGAACAGCACGGCGCGGCUGUCGCUGGAGGGCGGCGCGCUGGUGUACUCGUACCACGGCGACCGCGUGGCGCUGCACGGCGGCGUGGCGGACGGCGAGUGGCACCGCGUCGACGUGCGCUGGCUGCCCGGCGAGGUGUGGCUGGGCCUGGACCACGGCCAGCGGAGCGUGGUCGGCGCGCUGCCGGCCAAGGUGCAGGGGCUGUACGUCGGCAAGAUCCUCAUCGGCGGCCCGGACGCGGAGACCCCCGCCAGCGAGGCCAGCGCCCUCCCCAGGCUCGACGGCUGCGUGCAGGACGUGCGCAUCGGCACCCCGCAGUCCGCCCUGCAGCGGCCCAACGUCAAGGAGAACGUCGGCGAGGGCUGCGGCACUGGCGACGCGUGCGCGGGGCCGCUGGCCACGGACCACUGCCCCAGCGCGGCCGCGUCGCCGCCGCACAGCCGCUGCGAGGCGCACUGGGAGCGCGCGGCGUGCACCUGCAACGCGGGCUACGUGGGCUCGGCCUGCGCGCCCACCUGCUCCCUCAACCCCUGCGAGCACGGCGGCCGCUGCACGCCCACCGCCAACACCGCGGACCACCCGCGCGCCUACACGUGCGGCUGCAACUCCACCGAGUUCUCCGGCGAGUACUGCGAGGUGAAGGUGGACCAGCCGUGCCCGACCAGCUGGUGGGGCUACCCGGUGUGCGGGCCGUGCAACUGCCCCGUGGACCGCGGAUACAACCCCGACUGCAACAAGACGACGGGCGAGUGCGUGUGCCGCGAGAACCACUACCAGCCCGACGGCUCGGACCGCUGCCUGGACUGCGCGUGCUACGCCGUGGGCUCGUACAGCAGCCAGUGCGACGCGGCCACGGGGCAGUGCCGCUGCCGGGCCGGCGUCAUCGGGCGCACCUGCCACGCCUGCCCCAACCCCUACGCCGAGGUGACGUUGCGGGGCUGCGAGGUGGUGUACGACGGCUGCCCGCGCAGCUUCGCCGCCGGCAUGUGGUGGGAGCGCACCAAGUUCGGCAUGACGGUCAUCGAGUCCUGCCCCGGCCACUCGCACGGCAAGGCCAGCCGUGUGUGCGACGACGCCAUGGGCGGCUGGCAGGAGCCCGACCUCUUCAACUGCACCUCGGACGCCUUCCUCGACCUGCGCAGGGUGCUGGGCCAGAUGGAGCGCGGCGACCUCAGCAUCAACAGCUUCGUGGCGGUCAAGGUGGCCUCGGACCUGGGCCGCGCCGUCAACCGCACCCAGCAGCUGCACGGCUCGGACGUGCUCAUCGCGGAGCAGCUGUCGCGGCGCCUGCUCACGCACGAGCUGGGCAUGACGGGGCUCAACCUGACGCACAGCCAGGACAAGGACUACAUCGCGCACCUCGUGCAGGCCGUGAGCAAGGCCCUGGAGCCGGACAACGCCGCGCACUGGGACCGCAUCUCGGAGCUGACGGGCGAGACCGCGGAGCACGUCAUGGUGGCCGUGGACCAGUACAUCGGCAUGCUGACGCGCAGCCAGCGCGACACGUACACCAACCCGUUCGAGAUCGUGGCGGACAACGUGGUGCUCGGGCUGGACGUGGUGACGGCCGAGUCGCUGUUCGGCUACGAGUCGCACUCGGUGAGCAGGGACGCGCCGCCCACGCCGCGGCCCGACACCGACAAGCCCAAGGCGGGCCAGGUCAUCAUCCCGGACACGUCCGACUUCCUGCAGCCCGCGCUGCUGCCCCUCACUGGAGUCCCCGGCGGCCCCGGCGCCGGCGGCGGCACCCCCGUCGUCGUGUUCCCCAAGUACAACAACUACCUGCAGGACCCGCGCAAGUUCGACCCCUACACGCAGAUCAUGGUGCCGCUGUCGCUGCUGGGCAUCCGCGCGGCGGGGCUGGGGGAGACGUCGACGCGGCAGAGCCCCGCCGCGGUGGGCCAGGCCGUGCUGAGCUACGUGCAGUACCGCACGCUGGGCCCGCUGCUGCCGGGCCACUACGACGACACCGUGUCGCGGCGCUGGGGCGUGGACCUGCGCGUCGGCUCCCCCGUCGUGUCGCUGGCGGCCUACGUCCCCGGCGGCGACAAGGACAAGGAGGCCGAGAAGGACAAGGCGGCCUACAAGCCGCUCGGCGGCCACCUCCACGCCCCGGUGCGCGUCCGGCUGUGGCUCGACCCGCAGCUGCAGGCGCUGGGCGCGCGCGCCAACCCGCAGUGCGUGUACUGGAGGGAAGGCCAGUGGUCGCGCGCCGGCUGCCAGACCGAGGUGCAGCAAGCCACCACCUGGCGCGGCGGCGCGCGCCUGCCCGUGCUCAUCAACUGCACCUGCUCGCACCUGUCCACCUUCGCCGUGCUGGUGGACGUCGUCGACAUGGACUACAUUCCUGAACCGUCUGACGUCGAAGACGCCGCCACUUGGCUGGGAUUCACCUUGGCUUUGCCCCUCCUGCUGACCGCUCUACUGAUUUUGGCAUUCAUACGUGGUCUUGAAACCAACUCGAAUUCCAUCCAUAAAAACCUGGUCUUCUGUGUUUUCCUGGCUGAAGUCGUCUAUUUCCUCGCUUUGAAGGCCCGACGCUCGCUCGUUAUGCAUGAGUUUGCCUGCAAGAUGACGGCCAUGUCACUCCAUUACUUGUGGCUGUCGGCAUUUGCCUGGGCUUUGGUUGAUUCAGUCCAUUUGUACCGCAUGCUUACUGAAAUGAGAGAUAUAAAUCAUGGACCCAUGAGAUUCUACUACACUCUUGGCUAUGGAUUCCCAGCAAUUUUGGUCGGUCUCGCUGUUGGUGUCCGUGCUGAUCAAUAUGGAAACUUCUACUUCUGUUGGCUGUCAUUGUAUGAAUCUGUGGUGUGGAGCCUCAUCGGUCCAGUUUGCUGUGCUGUCGUUAUAAAUCUGAUAGUUCUUCUCAUGGCAAUCAGAGCAGCGUUCACCCUAAAGGACCACAUAAUGGCAUUUGGAAAUUUAAGAACGUUACUGUGGCUUUCCGUGGUAGGACUUCCUCUAUUGGGAGCUACAUGGGUUUUAGCUGUUUUGGCUGUUAGUGAAAGGUUACCCAUUGUGUCAUAUGGCCUAGCAACAGCAGUAUUCUUCCACGCUCUCUUCUGCUUGGUUGGCUAUUGCUUCAUCAAUGAGCGAGUACGUAAGAAUCUCAGAAUAACUGUUUUGAGAUGUAUGGGCAAAAAGGUUCCCCUAGUUGAGGAAACGUGCCAGCCAGUCAACCACAUGACCCAGCCACGAUCAUCCUUAGCUUAUAGAAAUAGCGCUCGAAUGGAGUCUUUAAGACGAAACAUUGGUAUAUCUACUUCGAGCACAACUUCACGUUCAACUGCAAAGACAGGUAGCAGUCCUUAUCGCAGUGAUGGACACCUUAGAAAUACCAACACUUCUACCUCCACAAGCAACUAUAAUUCAGGGUCUGAGCUGCCCUCAUAUCUACGAGGCUAUGACUCUUCAAUCACAGGUGGCCAGCUAAGGCGUCAUGAUGAAGACACUGAAGAUGGACCAAGCAACACAGACAAGCGCACCACCACAGGACAUACAUCAGAUUCAGAUUCGGAAGCAUCUGCUGAUGGAAGAAGUCUGGAACUUGCUUCAAGCCACAGCAGUGAUGAAGAUGAAAGUUCGCAUCACACCAGUUCACGUCGCAAUAGAAGGCAUAGAAGCUUGGGUGUGUCAAACCACUCAACAACUUCUGCUGAGACUGCAAUUACCAAUCCUCAGUCGAUACAAGCAUCAACUUACAUGCCAAAUAUCUACCCAAUUGCAGAAGGAGAUGUAUCUCCCACAGAUAUGGUCCAACCACCUCCUACCCUAAAUAUAGUGAGCAAAGCUUCACUGUUCCCUAACUUGAAGCCCAUGUAUGCCCCACGAUGGUCCAGCCAACUUCCAGACACAUAUGUGACGGCCAACAGUAUGCUCGAUAGCAUGAGUCUACGCAACAAUCAGUGGUCUGGAUUAACAGAUCUUGAUCACUACUACAAAGAUUACCAGGGAAAGACUUCAGCGUCACCAAGCCCUUUACCAAUGCCACAUUUGAACAAAAUGAUGUCUUCUUCAGACAACUUUCAUGAAUUAGGAGAUGUUGGGUCAGAGACAGAGGAAAAAAUUCACAUGGGAGAAAAGUAUUUGUUCCCAUACACAGCUGAAGAAGAUCAUUGUGGUAGAUCUAUGAGUCUUAAUUUGGGCAUGGGCCUGAGUAAUAAUUAUGAAAUGCCAAAUGUUGGCCUCAGUAAUGGAGGAGGUAUGCCAGGAGGUAGCACAGGCGGUGGAUCACCUAGUCCUCUUCACCACCCAGGAACAUUGACAUCGUCAAAUAUUUCAGAGUCUGAGGAUGAGACCAGAUGGCUUACUCAGGAAAGAUACCGAGGAUAUGAGUGAGACACCAGUAUGACAUCAGGACCUAGGAAAAUGUUAGUCUCAUUUUAUUUAAAACAUUGAACUUUGUAAAUACUUUUUAUAAAUGCUCAAGAAAUUUUCUUGUAUAUUUGUAAAAAUGUGAAUUUUUAUCAGGAUUAAGACAAGCAUGUCUUAAGAUUCUCUUGAUACAUGCUGAGUUGUGAUAUUAUUUUCUUUUUAGAUUAGAAUAAGUUAAAUUAUAUUUUGUUUCUUAUGCCAUUGUGUUGCAUGUGGCAUAGCCAGCUUGACCUGCCAGUAAUAUUCUGUUAAAAUGGCAUGUCAAAUGUUGUUACAAUUUGGAGCUUUAUUUAUCUUAUAAUAAUUAUAGAAUCGUCACAUGUUUUAUCAGCUGAUGAAGAUUCUCUAUCAAUGUAAGAAGGCUGAUAUAAUUUUUAUAAUGAUUAUCUUAAGGGAUUAUAUUCUUGAUUGUCUCACACAAGAGGAGAGAAGCAAGAAUGAUAAUCAGUACUUUCCUUUCAAGGUGCAUUUGUACCCUUUUUGAUCAUGUUUCACUCAUUUCCACUCACUAGACUAGUCCUGUUCAAGUUUCAAGCUCAUCUUAAUCAAUGUACUUGCUUUGGUAAAUGCUGUUUUAUCAACACUGUUGUGGCACAUCUAUGAAAUACUGUCAAGGCAUUUAUCUGUUCCUUUGUUUUGUUGUUGCCUUUGUAAACAUUUUUUUAAAG
Thrips palmi is the source of this 10490-nucleotide messenger RNA. It is a transcript of the gene stan, whose product is annotated as protocadherin-like wing polarity protein stan. The coding region runs from base 82 to 9786 and encodes 3234 amino acids. The record is from RefSeq and is a predicted model, not a curated record. Lineage: Eukaryota; Metazoa; Arthropoda; Insecta; Thysanoptera; Thripidae. Gene Ontology annotation, cellular component: cell-cell junction; plasma membrane. Gene Ontology annotation, molecular function: calcium ion binding; G protein-coupled receptor activity. The transcript has 17 exons. Gene Ontology annotation, biological process: cell surface receptor signaling pathway; homophilic cell-cell adhesion; G protein-coupled receptor signaling pathway.